AUGGCACCCAAACGCCCAUGUCCAGCAUGUGGCCAAAUCAGCCACCCGCUGAGAGAGUGUCCAUUCCGCGGUUUCCACGAUGAAAGCCAGGACAAGCCCUCCAUUACUACGGUCACUAUUACUAGGACCCUACCGGGCUCAUUUGCUCACCUAGGCCUGAGGGGUCGCGCAAAGCGGCAGGUAGCGCACCCACUCCGAUCACUCGAGCUCCGCAAACCAAAGCCAUCUCCACUGGCUCUAUACUGUGAGACAUCGGUGCCCACAGACGACGCUGUUGAGGCUACUCCGAUCACCGAGUCGAUGCCGAGCGAGGACGCUGUUGAGACCACUCCGGCCAACGAGCCGACUAUCUCCGCUAAUGGCACUGAAAGGAACGAGUCAACUUAA
Messenger RNA from Penicillium expansum, 387 nucleotides. RefSeq lists its product as uncharacterized. The transcript has 3 exons. The record is from RefSeq and is a predicted model, not a curated record. NCBI's taxonomy places the organism in Eukaryota, Fungi, Ascomycota, Eurotiomycetes, Eurotiales, Aspergillaceae. The coding region runs from base 1 to 387 and encodes 128 amino acids.